Molecule: messenger RNA, 949 nt
Organism: Amoebophrya sp. A25
Lineage: Eukaryota; Dinophyceae; Syndiniales; Amoebophryaceae
Source: the annotation of a GenBank genome assembly
GGAAAUAUCACCACGAACAAAGGUCUUGAUUCAGCAGCAGAGGCGCAUAUUCUCUGAUACACUGCACAGAGACAGUGCCGAGGCUGGAUUACAACCGAAAAAUCGUCAUGAAGAAGGGCGACAUCACGUACCUAGCACCGCUUCGCAGCAACUGCAUCAAAAGGCGCAAAAGGGAGGCGUUGAUGACCUUGUGAGCAACUCUGUGGAGGAGGCAAAUCGAAGCGCUCUGCUCCGCAAAGCCGUGGAUCAAAGCGCUGGAGUCCCGUUGUGGCUUACCCUACGUGUCAGCGCAGCUGAGGCACGCACGGCAACGACGAUGAUACGGCUUAAGGACCGCAGUCCUGCUUUAGCGACUUGGGAACCGCAGUCUCCAGAAGCUUUGGUGCAACGGAAGCCCUCGUAUGGAAAGCCGCCGCCGGAUUACUUUCCGCCUUCUCCACAGUCUCAAUCAAAAAAUGCGCAAACUGGAGGUGGUGUGGCUCAUCAACGACAGAGCUACAACAUCAGAUGUGAUAUGGUGGAUCAAGCAACAUCUCCUGUGAGACUAGACUUUUUGCCAAGGCGUGCGGAAAUCGGAGAUGAGCUAUCGAUGCACGAAGACUACGCCACGACCGUUCUGGAUCACCGUGGCGCUGACAGCAGUAUCAGAGGUGCUACUAGAGAGUUGAACAACGUUCCGUCCCCGCUAGGCACGCGUCCUCCAGGAGGUGCGACUACGCCAUCUUCUGCGCACGCGAUCUAUCCGCCGAUGGCGCCAACAACGCCGUCACAAGCGGUCGGCAACCAGUUUUUAGAGCAGAACGGAGAGGAAAAUGCGGUUGCCAUGUCGCCCGCGCGACUCCGGAGAGUUCUGCAAGAAGAGCACGAUUUGAAGCACGAAGCGGUCUUGUCGGAGUUGAGAGACCUGCGCGCAACCUUGUCUGCCGAAAUGGAGCGGCGUGAAGCGGAG